AUGUAUCAGAUUGUCCCAGUAGCUCCUGGGGAGCAGCAGCUGCCUGGAGAAGCUGGUGGUUCACCCCUGAAAAAGAAACUGGGCAAUGAGGGCCGCCCUCUGGUGUUAUCAGGCAUGUUGGGCUGUGUGUUGGUUCUGGCUGCUGUUGUUGCCUGGUGCUACUACUCAGCCUCCCUCCGUAAGGCACAGCUGCUGAAGACUGAGCUGUUGGAUCUCAAUAAAGACGGAUUCAUCAUUCAUAACCAGGCAGGAGCUGUCCUCUUCAGCAUGGCCUUCAGGUGAGUUCAUGAAACAUGUUUUGACACAUUGACGACUUGGAAUUUUACUCUCCAAUUUGAAUCUAUAUUUUUUGUAUAACAUGUUAAAAACAAUUUACUAUAAUUGAUCACAUCACAAAACCACACUUCACGCUUUGACAGCUUUUAUGCUGUGUAGAAAUUUGAAUUGUUACGAAUAAAAAAGCUUGUUAAGUGUUGUUUGUAAUGAGGUACUUUCUCUUCUAAUAACUCCCUGCACUAGAUCUGGCACCCUGGAUCUGGACUCCUGCUCAAAGGAGGGCAACAUCCUGAGCUGCACUCAGUCUAAUUCUGGAAAAAUCAAUUUCUUUAUCCAAACGGUCCGACUAAAAAACACAGUGAUGUGCUACCGUGUUCGCUGGGAGGAGCUGCAAGACAAGUGCCUCGUGGAGCAUGUCAUGGCCUACAAUGACUCUCACUGGUAUGGAGGGGCGGAGACAGCAACACAGUACUGGCCUAUUAGGAUCCAGGGAGAAGAGGAACCACAGCCCUUCAUCACAAGCGAUGUGUAUUCGAAUCGAAAAGCUUUUGGAGGGAUCCUGGAACGCUAUUGGCUGUCCUCUAAUGCCACUGCCAUCAAGAUUAAUGACACAGUGCCGUUUCAUUUGGGCUGGUCAGAGAGAGACAGGACUCUCCGGUUUCAGGCCAGAUAUGAGGAUUCUCCUUUCAGACCACCUGAGGGUCAGCCGGCCUUUCCUGAGCUUAGCUAUAGAGUGUGUGUAGGGUCAGAUGUUACCUCUAUUCACAAAUACAUGGUGAGUAUUGACAAACAGAGGAUUCUAAUAUAAUGGUAAAAGCAAACUAACAGAUUUGAUAAUCCCCUGAAAUUUUUGAAGAUUUUUUUUUAUGUUGAAGUCAAACAUCAAGUACAUUGCAUAUGUCUACACUUAGUGUAUAUUUAAAAAAAACAACUGAAUUUAUUCGCUGUUUUUUCCCCUGCAGUUGUAAAUUGUUAGAUUAACACAGACCACUGUUUAAAUGUUACAAACUCCAUCUGUUAGCACCUUUCAACACCAUUAAUGUAUCAAUUUGCACAAAGUAAAAGUGGUGUUUCUAUGGGGUUAGGACUGUAUUUUGUUCCCAAAGUACCAAGCUAACCAUUCCCCCAGCUUCUUGUCAUUUUUCUUAAUUAGCUUCUUUUUUUACUGCACAACUAACACAAAUGUGUGUUUUUUUUUCUGCUAACCUAACUUAGAGACCAAAAAUGUUGACCCCUGUGUACUAAGUCUGUGCUCUUCAUGAAUGUGUUAUGUUCAGGUACGUCGAUACUUCCCAAAGCCCAUCAAGGCUCCGUCCCCUGAGGUGUUUAAAAAACCCUUGUGGUCCACUUGGGCUCUCUACAAGACAGCUGUGACUCAGGAGAAGCUGCUGCGCUACGCCUCUGACAUCACCAAACAUGGCUUCACGUGCUCUCAUCUGGAGCUGGACGACCGCUACACAGCUGAUUAUGGAGAGUUUGACUUUGACCCACAGAAGUUCCCGAAUGCAAGCGGGAUGUUUGAAAAGCUCAGAGAGGAUGGAUUUCAGGUGUCUCUCUGGACUCAUCCCUUCAUUAACUAUGACUCCAUUAAUUUUGGUGUUGCUGUGGAAAAAGGACUGUUUGUGCGGGAGCCGAGUGGUGAGCUCCCGGCUCUGGUCCGCUGGUGGAAUGGCAUUGGAGGAAUCUUGGAUUUUACCAACCCAGAAACCCGUGAGUGGUACUCCUCACACCUCCGUUUGCUCAAAAGUCGCUAUGAUGUGGCUUCCUUCAAGUUUGAUGCUGGAGAGACAAGUUACCUCCCUCGCCAGUUUAGCACCUUGGUACCAUUAUCUGACCCUUCGACCUUCACCCGCCGCUACACUGAGAUGGCCAUCCCGUUCAGUGAGCGUGCAGAGGUGAGGGUGGGUUACCAGAGUCAGAACAUCUCCUGCUUUAGCAGGAUCAUUGAUCGAGACUCUGUGUGGGGAUAUGAGCUCGGCCUCAAGUCUAUCAUCCCCACUGUUCUGACUAUCAGCAUCCUGGGCUACCAGUUUGUCUUACCUGACAUGAUUGGAGGAAAUGCUUAUCCUAACCGCACUGCAGGUACGGUCCAAAGCAAAGAGUCAGAAGUUAAUUCUGUAAAUGAUAUAAGUGUCUAAUAUCUGUGUUGUGUCUCAGGUGUUUUAGAUGGAAAAAAUGGCCUUCCUGACAGAGAGCUGUACAUCCGGUGGCUGGAGCUGUCUGCUUUUAUGCCUGCCAUGCAGUUUUCCAUACCACCAUGGGCCUAUGAUAAGGAGGUGAGCAAUGUCCUGUCUUCAUCCUCUUCACCUCAACAGUUUGCAUUUAAAAUAUUAUUAUGUUUGCCCAAAUGAAAGAUGUUUGUGGUAAUUACCUCUGCCAAGGAGGUUAUGUUUUUGGUAGCAACUUUACGGAGAAAGUUACAGACGGAAGAUACAAGGAAGUGUACGCUUACAAAUAUUGCAUAAUAAAUCAUGCAUUUAUGUAUCUAAUAUGAGCUUUGUUGUUUUAGGAACAUUAUGAACAGUGAACAUACCAGUUUAAACACUAAUAAAAUUUAAUAAAAGACACAGAACAAUAAAAGUUUUGGUGUGAAUCACAAUAUAAGGGGGGACAUGAGCUGCUUGGCGGAGGUCUGCGCUCUCCGAGUGCUUUUCUAGUUUAACUUGCCUUUAGUAAUGACUGUGUGUCUAUAUAAGCUUAGCAAACAAUAGAAAGUCAUGUGAAUACUCCCCAGCAGUUUUUUUCUGUUGUUUUUUUGGAAAUCUCUUAAUCCCUUAAUCACCUGUUCUUAACUUGACUGUGAUUUGCUGUCAAAUGAGGGACUGCAGACUCUUUCUUCUGUUUCUGCCUUGUAGGCUUUUUUGUACAUUUUUUUACCCACUAGAUGCCAUAAACAUUAAACUUUUUUGUGGCAUUUUUAAACAUGUAAUAUAUACUUGUAGAUCUCUUUUACAUGAUUUAAUGGGAUUACUGAACAGGCCAUUACAGGAAAGCAUUUUUAACGCUCUUCUCUGGUACAGUUGCGCAAUUAUGGAAAACAAAUUAACCAGCUUGAUGAUUAUUUCAUUCUUCCCUUGAACAUCUGCAGGUGGUAGAGAUCGCACAAAAGUUCACAGAGCUCCAUGAGACUCUUGUGGCCCCACGGGUGCUGGAGCUGGCAGGCGAGGUUCUUGACACAGGAGACCCAAUUAUACGGCCCCUCUGGUGGAUCGCGAAUGAGGACGAGGCAGCGUACAAGAUUGACUCCCAGUUCCUGAUUGGAGACGACCUGAUGGUGGCUCCGGUGUUAGAGCCGGGCAAACAAGAGAGGGAUAUCUACCUGCCAGCUGGACGAUGGAGAAGUUAUAAGGGGGAGCACUUUGACAAAGGCCCCAUGUACCUCACUGAUUACCCUGUGGACCUAGAUGAGAUAGCUUUCUUUACAUGGGUUCACUAA
Molecule: messenger RNA, 3712 nt
Organism: Xyrichtys novacula (pearly razorfish)
Lineage: Eukaryota; Metazoa; Chordata; Actinopteri; Labriformes; Labridae
Source: the annotation of a GenBank genome assembly